Molecule: messenger RNA, 867 nt
Organism: Brugia malayi
Lineage: Eukaryota; Metazoa; Nematoda; Chromadorea; Rhabditida; Onchocercidae
Gene: Bma-ttb-1
Exons: 8
Coding region: 1-867 (288 amino acids)
Biological process (GO): transcription preinitiation complex assembly; transcription initiation at RNA polymerase II promoter
Cellular component (GO): transcription preinitiation complex; nucleus
Molecular function (GO): TBP-class protein binding; RNA polymerase II general transcription initiation factor activity
Source: RefSeq, a predicted model, not a curated record
AUGUCGGUAGAAUGUCCGGUACAUCCCGGUGCACAUCUGGUGGAGGAUCAUCGAGCUGGUGAUUUGAUCUGCCCUGAAUGUGGUUUAGUUGUGGGAGACAGACUGGUGGAUGUGGGCACGGAAUGGCGAUCAUUCAGUAACGAAAAGUCUGGUGCAGAUCCUUCACGUGUUGGCGCACCGGAGAAUCCACUUCUUGGAAGCGCUGAUUUCUUAGCAAAUGCACAACGCAAGAAUAUGAACAACAUGGAUCGACAGAUGUCGCAAGGAUUAAGUGUAAUUCGUGAGAUGAGUGCACGUAUUCACCUACCUAAAUCUAUUGAGGAUGGAGCGGCGAAGAUUUUCAAAGAUGUGUUGGAUAGUAAGGCAUUACGAGGUAAAAAUAACGAAGCUCAAGCAGCGGCUUGUUUAUACAUAGCUUGCAGAAAAGAAGGUGUUCCACGUACAUUUAAAGAAAUCUGCGCUGCUUCUCGUGUUUCUAAAAAAGAAAUAGGAAGGUGCUUCAAACUGAUCAUAAAGUCAUUGGAAACGAGUUUGGAACAGAUUACUAGUGCAGAUUUUAUGUCACGAUUCUGUGGUAAUUUGGGUUUGCCGCACAGUAUCCAGGCUGCAGCAACACGAAUUGCAAAAAAAGCUGUCGAACUGGAUUUGGUUGCUGGCCGUAGUCCGAUAUCUAUAGCUGCAGCAGCGAUAUAUAUGGCAAGCCAAGCGUCCAGCAAUAAAAAGACGGCUAAAGAAAUUGGUGAAAUUGCGGGUGCAGCUGAAGUGACGGUUAAACAAACAUAUAAACUUUUGUACCCUCGGGCAGGAGAACUGUUUCCGGAAGAUUUCAAAUUUACCACAGGAGUUGAGUCGCUUCCUCUGUCGUGA